Messenger RNA from Saprolegnia diclina VS20, 921 nucleotides. RefSeq lists its product as hypothetical. Bases 1 to 921 code for a protein of 306 amino acids. The record is from RefSeq and is a predicted model, not a curated record. NCBI's taxonomy places the organism in Eukaryota, Oomycota, Saprolegniomycetes, Saprolegniales, Saprolegniaceae. The transcript is spliced from 3 exons.
AUGGGCCCGUCUACGCAUGAUAUUGCGGCGCCGAUGUGCCAUCUCUACAAGCCGAAAUUCGAGAGCAACCCCGUCGCGAAGAUCGGCGGUAUCGCCGUGCCUUCGUGGCCGCUACCGACGGAGACCCUCACGGCGCUGUCGACCACGUACGCUGGCCGCGUCCCGGCCAAGGACGUCGUCUUCCGCGGCUUCCACGCGAUACCCAGGCGUGCGUUCAUGUUUGAGUCCUCCAUCCUCAGGCAACUCGACCCGGAGCAAGACGACGACGAUGAGGAGUUCGAGUUCAGCAUGACACUGGCGCAUUUUGCGAACGACUUGACCGGCGACGCGUCGGCGUUGAAGCCAAUAGACCGACCACCACGCCAUACCUGUGCCACGGCCGUCUACUUCUUCCCGUCCACCUGCGUCGGUGGCCACGUGACGGUGGCGCCCAUCACGUCCGGGCACCGGUCUUUUGGCGUGUAUCACGCAGCGUACAUCCUGGACGACUACGACUCGGACUACAGCUACGGGCCCAAGCCCAAGUUUGCACCGCCACCGCUGCCGUCGAUCCAAGAGCUCCAGGACGCCGCUCGCGGCUACGAUUGCUCUGAAGACAUUGCUGUCACGAUCCCGCCGAUACGCGCGGUCGUCGACCGCCUCCCGUCUGUCUUGUGGCCUAAGAGAAAUUCGCUGUGCCGCGUGCGCCUCGCCUCGUGUGUGGAACUCGCCGUCGAGUAUUUGCGCUCGGGCGCCGAGCGUGCUAGCUGCUACAACGGUCACGUCCUCCAUCUGGCGCACCUGACGGCCGGGACGCCUGCCUUCGCCACAGCCGACGCCGACGUGCAAAUGCAGCGACGCUGCUUGGAUUUCAAGGGCGAGUGUGCGGGCCUUGACAAGACGACGCUGACGCCGCUGCAAGCGCUCGUCUGGGAAGAGUAG